Molecule: messenger RNA, 954 nt
Organism: Marmota flaviventris (yellow-bellied marmot)
Lineage: Eukaryota; Metazoa; Chordata; Mammalia; Rodentia; Sciuridae
Product: olfactory receptor 10AG1-like
Biological process (GO): G protein-coupled receptor signaling pathway
Cellular component (GO): membrane
Molecular function (GO): G protein-coupled receptor activity; olfactory receptor activity
Source: RefSeq, a predicted model, not a curated record
CCACAGAUGAAGUAUGAAGAGAUACAAGCUGAAGAAAAUGUCUCCACAGUGGCUCAGUUUGUUCUGCUGGGAUUUUCUGAACUUCCAAACCUCCAAGGCUUUCUAUCUGGAGUGUUCUCCAUCAUUUACAUGGUUAUCCUCAUUGGGAACAGUCUCAUAGUCAUAAUAACCAGGCUGGACCCUGCGCUGCACAAACCCAUGUAUUUUUUCCUGGCACAUUUUUCUAUACUGGAAAUCUGUUAUGUUUCAGUCACUCUCCCGAGGUAUCUGGUCAGUCUUUGGACUUGGGAUAGUAGCAUCUCCCUACUGAGCUGUGCCACCCAAAUGUGCCUCUUCCUUGCAGUGGGAACUGCAGAAUGUUUCCUCCUGGCUGUGAUGGCCUAUGACCGCUACGUGGCCAUCUGCAACCCUCUGCACUAUCCUGUAGUCAUGACCCCAAAGAAGUGCCAUCAACUGGCCAUUGGCUCCUGGCUCGGGGGAAUGCCAGUCCAGAUAGGGCAAACAUGCCGAAUAUUCUCUCUGCAUUUCUGUCAUACUAACCAAAUCAACCACUUCUUCUGAGAGAUACCCCCAAUUCUCAAGCUAGCCUGUGGGAAUACCUCUAUACAGGAGAUAUCUAUCUAUGUAGUAGUGAUGUUGGUUGCUGCGGUCCCUUUUCUGUUGAUACUAGCCUCUUAUAGCAAGAUCAUUUCCACCAUUCUGAGGUUGCCAACAGCCCAAGGACGCACUAAGGCAUUCUCCACUUGCUUCUCCCACCUUCUGGUUGUAGUUUUAUUUUUUGGAACAGCUUCGAUGAUUACCUACUUCAGGCCCAAAUCCAAUCAUUCUGCAGGAACUGACAAACUGCUCUCUCUUUUCUAUACUAUAGUGACUCCCACAUUCAAUCCUGUGAUAUAUACCCUCAGGAACCAGGACGUGAUUGCUGCAUUCAAAAGACUCUUGCUUAAAACAUAG